Molecule: messenger RNA, 2483 nt
Organism: Cryptomeria japonica (Japanese cedar)
Lineage: Eukaryota; Viridiplantae; Streptophyta; Pinopsida; Cupressales; Cupressaceae
Exons: 14
Coding region: 301-2286 (661 amino acids)
Biological process (GO): RNA 3'-end processing
Cellular component (GO): TRAMP complex; nucleolus
Molecular function (GO): poly(A) RNA polymerase activity; mRNA binding
Source: RefSeq, a predicted model, not a curated record
UUCUAUAUGUAAAGUAUCGGCAUAAACUUACGCCUUCCGGAGCAACCACCAGUUAUAAAGGAAUCCUCCUCAUCAACGAGAUUUUGCAUUUACAGAUCGUUUCACGAUCACUUCAUUGUUUUGGCUGAUACAGAGCACUUAAACUUCAUUGUUUGGGCGAAGCUUGCAUACCACAUCUCAUUUCUCUGCACAGGACUUAUCUGUAAUAAGAUAUAUUUUUCAAACCCUAGAAGCUUUAGACCAACUAAAAAUAGACAGAUGCAGUAAACUGUAGAAACCCUAACCAGCAGCAGCUCAGCAAUGGCAACAGGCGAGCACCCUUCCUUUAUUUAUGACACUCUCUUACCUCUGCUGGGCCAGGAUGAUCUUUCCUACGAAUCUCCUUCUGGAGAAAUUUUGCUUGAAGAAGCCCCCGAUAUUUCUCCAAACACUAAAUUCAGCAACAGAAAGAUAAAGACUAAGAAUUCUACACCUGCCAUGGGAACUGAUGAAGAGCUCCAAUUUCUCAAAACAACGAGGGUUUCCAGUCCAGAACCGUGGUUGGAGAGGGGUCUUACUGUUUUACGGCGGGAGAUAGGUGACGCAGAAGAUGCUAUGUGCAAGGAAUCCAGUGACGGAGAAAUAGAGUAUUUGUCCCUUGAGGUCUCAUGUUCGAACUUGCCGGAGGAUCCCAGUGCUGAGCCGGUUACCCCUGUGAUGGUUUCACAGGUUGAGGACAAGUUAAAGGCUGUUAUUGAGUUUCCCUGGAGUGAUUCUCACAAAAAGAUAACGAGCCCCCUGCUAUUGCUUCAUCAAGAAAUUAUAGAUUUUUGUCAUUUUCUUUCACCAACUCCAGAAGAGCAAGCAGCACGCCUAGCAGCAAUUGGACGUGUUUCGGAUGUCGUCAAAUCUAUAUGGCCCAAUUGUGAAGUGAAAAUCUUUGGAUCAUUUGAGACAGGUCUGUAUUUGCCCAUCAGUGACAUUGAUGUGGUUAUCUUAAAUUCUAACAUUCAAGUGCCUCAAAACGGCCUGCAAGCCCUAGCAAAAGCACUGUCGAAAAAGUCCAUUGCAACUAAAAUGCAGGUUAUUGGAAAAGCUAGGGUUCCAAUUGUCAAGUUUAUUGAGAAGGAAAGUAAUGUGGCAUUUGAUAUCAGCUUUGAUGUGCAAAAUGGACCAGAGGCUGCAAAAUUUAUUAAGGAUGCCAUCUCAAAAAUUCCUCCUCUAAGACCACUAUGCCUCAUAUUGAAAAUAUUUUUGCAGCAACGGGAGCUCAAUGAGGUUUAUUCUGGGGGCAUUGGCUCGUAUGCUUUGCUUGUUAUGUUGAUAACACAUCUGCAGGUGCAUUGGAGUCGACAAUGUUCUACAGGCAGGUCUAUUUUGGAACGUAACCUAGGUAUUUUACUGGUUUGGGCCCAGUUCGUAGGGGGGUCCAUCCAGAUUUCUCGCAAAACACUUUGGGUUUGUUGGGGACGAAUCCAGAUUGAUUUUUUUGAACUCUAUGGCCGUAAGCUCAAUGCACAUGAUGUCGGAGUAUCUUGCAGAUUUGGUGGACAGUUCUUCCGUAAGAGUCUAAGAGGAUUUCUCAACCCAAAGCGUCCACACUUGCUCUCUGUGGAAGAUCCUCAAGCACCAGAAAAUGACAUCGGGAAGAAUUCAUAUAAUAUUUUGCAGGUGAGGGCAGCAUUUGUAAUGGCUUUUCGAAAACUGACAGAUACUUAUAUUGAUGAUUUGAUAUCUUCCCAGAAUAGCAUUCUGGGACGAAUAAUAAAGAUAGACGCUAAAUUACUGGAAAGGGUGGGUAGGUUGACUAAAAGUCCACAGUUGGAUGCCUUUUUGGCAACAGCAAGUGAUCAUGCUCUUAGAUAUAAAUCUAAUUCGGAUGCUGAUGAAACAGCACUGCACCCUGUCAUGAAAAAUCAAGGGUCUUUGUUAAACAGGUGGCAAUUAUGUGAUGAUGAACCAUUACCACGUGGGCCGCCUAGUGCCAAAAGUGGGUUGAAAAGAAAAUGGAAGGAAGAAAAGCAAUUUGCCAAGAGAUUCAAGAGGAAGAACGACAAGAAUGUUUCCCCAAGUGUCAAAAAACAGGAGAUUCAUUUUACCACGCAGCAUUCUAAGGGCCGCAAAUCUAAGAAACGUAAACAUGUCAGUGGAGAUGAAGAUAACUCUCCAACAAGACACGGGUCACGCUACAAAAAGUCUAAAAUUUCUAGUGUAAAAGUAGAGCAUAAACAUUUAAGAAGUGGUAACAAUAACAAUUUUGGUGCAAGAACUAGUAAUUAUCAUGCAGCAAAGUUCAAGUACUCCUAGGUUUGGUAAUUUUGAAGCUUUCUACAAUUGUCAUUUUUGACAUGUAAUCAGGGGCUUCUAUUCAGUUCAUCUAUCAUUUUUGUUAAUCAGGUUUUAUAUCAAUGAAAUGUUUGUAAAAGCUUGAAGUUCAAUGCUUUGUACAAUUGAUGCUCUUCAAGAAGAAUAUGAAGGACAAAAGAACAAGUUAUGAAGUUUCA